CCGAAAUGCCUUGCGCAGGGCAUCAUCAUGGCGGACCUCCUUGGUUCUAUUUUGAGCUCCAUGGACAAACCCCCGACAGUAGGGGACAAACAAAAGAAUCUUAUUAAAAAACAACGCGAGGAGUUACAAAAGAGGGAGGCCGAGGAGAAGGCGAAGUUGAGAAAGUUUCGAGAUCAGAUAGAGGAACAAAUCAACAAAUUCAUUCAAAAUCCAGAAAAACAGAAGCACAAGUUUCAGCCUAUGUCUAAAGUGUACAGGACUAUAAUUCACGACGUUGCUGAUAUAGCUGGAUUGACUGCAUUUUCAUUCGGCGAAGAGGAUGUCAGCCGUCAUGUCAUGGUCUUUAAAAAGGAAUUUGCACCGCUUGACGACGAGCUAGCGGCAUACCGAAGAGGUGAAGAAUGGGACCCGGAGAAAGCCAAAGCCGCUGCAAAACAGAAGGAACUGGAAGCUGAGGCCCUAGCGCAGUCAACAAGAAGCACGAGCAAGGGCUCUGCACCACAGACAGACUAUCACGAAAAGUACCAAAAACUCUUAGGAAAGGAGUCAGGCAAGGACGCUGCCAAGAUUACGACACCGAAUAAACAGUUUGGCUUUGUUCCCAGCCAGAACAAGAAGGAUGUGCGCACCAUUGAGCAAACACUGGCCGACAUACGAGCAAAAAAGAAGCAGAAAACUGACAGCGCUUCAAAUGAAGGUCUCUCAGAACAAGAGACACAACAUGAAGCACUUGAACAGACAUAGAGAAAGGGAUUUCUGUAAUGCAAUCUGUUCCUUGUUGUCGUAUAACGACAUCUUUUAGCCAUACAGUCACAAAACAUUACCUGUAGAGCAACUAUAAACUAUUACAUAGCAAAAAGUGAGAGAAGUAACAUUUCGCUUUAGUUAACUGAACAGAUUUAGAUGGUCAGGUUGCCCUUCGGAAAGCAGAGUACAAAGAUAUUGAAUGGUGAUGAACUUCACAACUGUACACCAGCUGUACAACUAUGUCUUUUAGGGGCAUUAAUAGUUGCAAUUUAUACAUAAGCUGUAACGUGCUCGAGCUUUUGUUUUGUUUUACUUGUACUUAUGGUUGUGUCCAGCUUGACAAUUUGCUUGUGUAGAUUGUCACCAAAAGGUAUUUGCUUAGCCCUCACAGUGUUGGCUUGAUUCUCUGUACAAUAUGAAACAAUGUUUAAAAUGGGUUGUGACAUUUCUCCCCAUGGGUUACUGAAUAAAACAAAGAAGAUGA
Messenger RNA from Ornithodoros turicata, 1231 nucleotides. Its product is annotated as sperm-associated antigen 7 homolog. The coding region runs from base 28 to 744 and encodes 238 amino acids. The transcript has 7 exons. The record is from RefSeq and is a predicted model, not a curated record. Gene Ontology annotation, molecular function: nucleic acid binding. Lineage: Eukaryota; Metazoa; Arthropoda; Arachnida; Ixodida; Argasidae.